This is a messenger RNA of Lepidothrix coronata (blue-crowned manakin), 2291 nucleotides long. It is a transcript of the gene NECAB3, whose product is annotated as N-terminal EF-hand calcium binding protein 3. Gene Ontology annotation, biological process: regulation of amyloid precursor protein biosynthetic process. The transcript has 13 exons. Gene Ontology annotation, molecular function: calcium ion binding. Bases 27 to 1061 code for a protein of 344 amino acids. Gene Ontology annotation, cellular component: Golgi cis cisterna; endoplasmic reticulum; cytoplasm. NCBI's taxonomy places the organism in Eukaryota, Metazoa, Chordata, Aves, Passeriformes, Pipridae. The record is from RefSeq and is a predicted model, not a curated record.
CCGCAGCACCCGCGCCCGGCGGGACCAUGAUGUCCUGUGCUGAGCUGCUGGCCGUGUGCCUGCUCUCCGCCGAGCGCGGCCCCGCGCCCCUCCGCCAGCCGCUCCCCAUCUUCCACGACAUUUUCCGGCGAGCCGACAAGAACGAUGAUGGGAAGCUGUCAUUCGAGGAGUUCAAGAACUAUUUCGCUGAUGGGAUCCUGAGCUCGGAGGAGCUGUGGGAGUUGUUCAGUGGCAUUGACAGGCGUCACUCAGAUAACGUGGACACAGAGAAGUUGUGUGAUUAUUUCUCGGGAUAUCUCGGAGAAUACAGGAAUGUGCUGUCUGCCCUUGAAACCCUCAAUGCUGCUGUGCUGGCUGCCAUGGACAAAACCAAGCUGAGGUAUGAGACCUCCUCGAAGAUAGAGCAGUUCCUGACCCGAUUCCUGCUGCGGGAAACCAUGCACCAGCUGCAGUCCCUGCAGGCAUCCCUGGAGUGUGCUGUGGACACCGUGGAGGAGCAGGCGGGACGGGAGAGAAAGGACAUAAAAAAACCUGAGACUUCAGUUGGCCUGAGGUCGGGGAGACGGUGUGGGCGCAGAGGACAGAAAAACAUCUGUCUGUCUCCAACAGACCCCUAUUCUGGGAUGCUGACAACAGGUGUUUGUGUUGAGGACAACAGCCAGUGGAUGGCUCAGAUCAACAGGCUUCAGCAGCUCAUCGAGAAGCUGGAAUGCAAGAGCCCACGCCUGGAGCCGCUGAAGGAGGAAUCCAUGUGCAAAGGACAAGAUGCACACAUCCUGGUGGCCACGAGCAGCAUCGAGGAGUUCCGGCAGGCGUUCCGCUCCUACACCGAGGGCACCGCCGGGCACAGCAGCUGCCUGCAUGUCUCUGCCUGCAAGCUGACAGACGAGGCCUGCUUCAUCCUGUAUGAGUUCUGGCAGGACGUGACCUCGUGGAGAAGCCACUUGCAGUCCAGCUGCAGCAAGACUUUCCAGCAGUCCAUCAUCAGCUUGCUGGAGUCCCCGGAGCUGCUGACCACCAUGCUCUUCCCAGCUUCCUGGUGGAUCAUGAACAACAACUGACCCAGGCAGACACCUCAGGACACCAUCAGCAUGCGGGAGGACACGGAGCCCUCGGCACAGCCCUCGCCUUCCCUCAUGUUCCUCCUCUCCCUGUCCCUCACCCCCUCCUGCUGCCCAGCAGGGCUGCCUGCCCUUGGCCCUGCCAGUGUUUCAUCCCUGCUGUUUUCCUGUUAAUUUACUUAUUUAUUUCCACCCCAAGACAGUCUCUGAGCUGCCUGGCGAGAGCGGAGCACUCCCUGAGUGCUGGGGGAGCUGUGUUUGGGGGUGACACCCUGGCCCUUGGGGGACCACUGGUCUGGUUGCUGUGUCCCCUCAGCCCCUCUUGCACUCCAGCUCCUCUUCCUCCCGGUUCUAAGGGCUGCCCAAGGCUCCAUGGGGUGUUGGGAUGGGCAGGGGGACAUGGCUGGGGCCAGCUGUGACAUCCCUGUGCCCUGCCCACCAGAGCCACCCUGGGCCAGCAGUACCUCUGCCCAGGGAGCCAGGUGGCCUCAUAUGGAUUGUGAAUAAGUGUUUUAUAGGGAAAAAAGUAUUUAAUGAACUAUUUCUGGCAAGGUGUGUCUGAUCAGGCCCUGGCACGCUGGCAGCCUGUGCAGCCACUGCAGUGGCCUUGAGACUGACCUUGUGUUCCCCAGCUGUGCCCAAGGCUGUGCCCGUCCCCAGCACACCCUGCUCCUCAGGGAGACAGCAUGGAUCCAGCCCCAGCACAUCCCAGUCCCUGGGGAGGCCAGAGUGGCUCCAGUCCCAGCAUAUCCCAGUCCCUGGGGAGGCCAGUGGCUCCAGUCCCAGCACGUCCCUGGGAAGGCCAGUGUGGCUCUGUCUCUGUUGCUUCAUGAGUUCACAUAAACGGGCAUUAGCACCAGGCAGUGCUGCCAGAGAGGCUGUAGCUGAGUUAAUGGUGAUGGGCACCAUGGGGGGGACACACAAAAUGAGGGGGAAAGGCCCAGGGCUGGAGUGGCCCAAGCCCACCUGGUCCAUGGGUCGUGCUCGUGGUUCUGUUGGUGCUGGAGCAGCAAAUCCCUCACUGAGCUGGGGUGAAAUGCAUCAUCACAAACAGUGUGGAGUGAGAGGAGAAGUGCAUACGGGACAGGCAGGGACCCCAGGGACUCUUGGCAUGGAGGACACCACUGCCCUUGCACCCGUGUCUGCCCCCAGCACCCACAUGGGUCACCACAGGUGCCUGCACCCUCAACACCCUCAGUGUUGUUACCACCCCUCAACCUCUUUUCCCUG